Pseudopodoces humilis (Tibetan ground-tit) is the source of this 1218-nucleotide messenger RNA. RefSeq names its product putative acyl-CoA dehydrogenase 6. Gene Ontology annotation, biological process: fatty acid beta-oxidation using acyl-CoA dehydrogenase. Gene Ontology annotation, cellular component: cytoplasm. The record is from RefSeq and is a predicted model, not a curated record. Gene Ontology annotation, molecular function: flavin adenine dinucleotide binding; acyl-CoA dehydrogenase activity. Lineage: Eukaryota; Metazoa; Chordata; Aves; Passeriformes; Paridae.
AUGGCGCUGAGGAGCUGGGCGCGCCUGGGCCCGGCGCUGCGCGGCCGCAGCUCGGGGCCGCGGGACACCGGGGACACCCCGCAGCACCGCCACUUGCGGGAGGCCCUCCGGAAGAUCAUUGACAAGGAGAUUAAUCCCUUUGUGGACAAGUGGGAAGAAGAAGGACAGUUCCCAGCACAUAAAGUGUUUAAAAUCCUGGGAGAGGCUGGAUUCCUUGGUGUGGAUAAGCCAACAGAAUAUGGUGGAAUGGGUUUGGACUUCUCCUACAGUAUUGCAGUAGCAGAAGAGCUGGGAAAUAUCCGUUGUGGAGGUAUUCCCAUGGCUAUUGGAGUGCAAGCUAGCAUGGCUACCCCUGCUCUUACAAGGUUUGGUUCUCAUGAGUUGAAAAAACAGUUCCUUGUACCAACUAUAGCAGGUGAUUUUGUGGCUUGCUUGGGUAUCAGUGAAGCUGGAGCUGGGUCAGAUGUUGCAAAUAUCAAGACAACGGCUGUGAGGAAGGGCGAUGAAUAUGUCAUAAAUGGUGGUAAGAUGUGGAUUACAUCUGGAAGCCAGGCAGACUGGAUGUGCCUCCUGGCAAACACCAGCGAAGGACCUCCCCAUCGAAAUAAAUCUCUCAUAUGUCUGCCAAUGAAUCUACCUGGUAUUCAUGUUGCUAAAAAGAUAGACAAGCUGGGUAUGAGGUCAUCAGACACAGCUCAGAUCUUUUUUGAAGAUGUAAGGGUCCCCUGCAAAAACCUCAUCGGUGAGGAAGGAAAGGGUUUCACAUACCAGAUGUUGCAAUUCCAAGAAGAGCGGCUGUGGGGAGUAGCCGUCGCCCUGACACCAAUGGAAACUAUUAUACAAGAAACCAUUGAGUACACCCGGCAGCGGAAGGUGUUUGGCCAGCCUGUCCUGCACAACCAAACCGUGCACUUCCGCCUGGCUGAGCUGGCAACUGAAGUGGAGCUCCUGCGCUCGCUGCUGCACCGUGCUGUGGCUCUCUAUGUAGAAGGCAACGAUGUGACAAAAUUUGCUUCCAUGGCUAAGCUAAAGACAGGUCGUCUGACCCGUGAAGUCACUGAUAGCUGUCUCCAGUUUUGGGGAGGAAUGGGAUUCACCAGUGAAGUUCUCGUGAGCAGGUUUUACAGGGACUUGAGAUUGAUGUCAAUAGGAGGGGGCACAGACGAAACCAUGCUUUCCAUCAUAUGCAAAUAUAUGGAUAUACUUCCAAGAAAGUGA